UCGUUCUUACCUUGAAGCAAGAACAAUUCAGAGAGUUGUGGAGAGGCCACUGGCAAACAAUCAAGCAGAAACUCCACAUCUAAGGUAUCAUUCUCAUCUAUGCUAACAAGGUAAAGCAACUUGAGUUAAAUGUAUAAAGGGGUCUCCAUCAACUCUGUGCUGUUAUUCCAUUUAAGGUGAAUUUUUUCUCACCAAAGAUACCUUGAAGUUGACUCACCAAACUAGGCAAUAAGUAUUUUAUCGGUAACUUACAAAAACUUUAAUACCUUGCAUUCUAAAAUGUUCUCAUACUUUGCACUGUUAGAAGAAUCAUUUCACUGCCCUUAGUUGUAUUCUGUGCAACAAGACCCUUCUUAAUAUAUUUCAGUGGUGUGAGUCUGUUAUUACUGUUCUCAAUCACGAUUGACCUAAUUCUGGUUCAUGACAAACAUGCAUGGUACCGCGCCGGUACAAAUAGAUGGUCAAAUUUCAGACUGUCAAUUUCGCAAGCGGUAAGUAGAUUGGAAGAUGACGUCUUGUACAACAGAAAGCUUAGUUGUAAUUGUCAUUAAUGGCAGCCUGUAGUUAAGUUGUCAAAAAAUUGAAAGGGAUAUGUGGUUAAUGUUUGCACCGACCUUCAGCGUAGGUAAUCGGUUUUUCAAACUGUCGACGGAUAGAUGGGUUGAAGAGAAAUUUUAUUGGCAAUUUCUCCAGCCAGCAUGCAUCGACAAAAAAACCUGUAUUUACGGCAACUUAACUGCUUACUUUGUCUGUGGCAACACGUCAAUAAUGAACUGAGAGGCUUAAUUUAUCCAUGGCAACGGGUCCAGCAUCAAUGGUUGGCCUGUUUUCUCAAGCCAGAGCGGUGGUGCGGUGAUUUUAGGUCGGGUAGUUGCUGUUCUUACCCAAUCAGUCCAGUGCAGUGAUACAUCGGGCAGUUUUUGCUGUUCACAGAGGGCCAGCCGAGCGUUCUCUUUGCAUCUUUCUCACUGACUGACUGUCACUUGUGAAUUAAACAGGGACUGCCUAGUUGUGUUUUCAGCUACGUCAGACUUGAACGUCAUAUUGUGUAUUAGCUGAGUUAGCAAACUGUGCUGCCAUUCUGGAUGUAGAAAGAGAAGUGUUGGCCAAAAGGAGUGUUUAAACAAUCUGUUUGUACCGGUAGUGCGCAUCUUGCUGCACUUGCACACAGUACGGACUCAUAUUUCAGUGGGCAUUGGCUGAUGUUUGAUGCUUUUACAUUGGAUACUUGCUGCAGCUUGUUUGCUGUUAUUAAUAAAGUGAUCUUUCUGGGAAGUGUUUUGUGUAACCGUUGGGGAAAUUGAAAAUGGAGCUGCUCCAUAACUUUUCAGAGCGUGGCAAUAGUUCCUCGUCGGAGCAAGGGGCUUCUCCCCAAUCCAGUCUUGAAAUCCUGAAUAUCAUUAAGUAUGCCUUGAUACUGCCAUUAUCAAUUCUCCUAGUAGCCAUUGAUCUGUACAUCAUCUUCGGCAUUUGUCGCAACCGCAACCUGCGCAGCAUCUCUAACUAUUUCCUGGAUAACUUGCUCGCCAGUGAACUCAUAUACAUACUUGUGAUUUUCUUUGACAAUCUCCUGCUUUUAUCGCCAGCAGGUUGCAAUAAUUGUGAGAAUACGCACCUGUAUGUCUUUGUUGUGACCAGCAUGCACCUGCUUUACUUUCUGUGUGGUAUCUGCUUUGCCGUCGACAAGUACAUCAAAAUCACUCGUCCUCUGAGGUACACACAGCUGAUAACCAAUAGGAUUUGCAUCACAUUUGUCGGCGUUGCGUGGGUCCUACCAUUUGCUGCUGGUGGUCUGGCAUUAGUACUGUUUCGAAAUUUAGUGAGAUGCAAAAACCCUAAGGAUCUACGGAUUGAACUUCAGCAGGCAAUUCUUAUUCUCUCUGAUGGAGUUGUCUUGCCGAUGCUGAUGAUCAUCAUGGGUCUAAACAUGAAGAUAAUCUGUAUCGUCAGGCAUCAAACGCGAGCGAUAGCCAACAUGGCUCCACAGCACCAUGCCGAUUCCGACAACCAUAACGACAUCAGCGACCAGCAACAACAAGCUGUCUGCAAGAGUACCCGAUACUUCAAGGCUUUCCUCUGGUCCUUUGUUCUGGUUUGGGUGCCCCCAAUCCUAAUCGAAAACAUCUCUUACAUCCUGCCGCACUCCAGAGGUAAUCUGCUUUGGUAUGUUGGAAUCAGAAAUGCCAUGAACGUCCUGGGGUUGUGUCAGAUGCUCUAUGGUACGGUCGUUCUUACCUUGAAGCAAGAACAAUUCAGAGAGUUGUGGAGAGGCCACUGGCAAAUAAUCAAGCAGAAACUCCACAUCUAAGGUAUCAUUCUCAUCUAUGCUAACAAGGUAAAACAAUUUGAGUUAUGUUUAAAGGGGUCUUCCAUCAACUCUGUGCUGUCAUUCUAUUUUGAAGUUGACUCACUAUUUACCAAAAACAGGUAAGAAAAUAAAAGUCUGUUGGUUUGGCAAUAAGUGGUUUUUGGGGGGUAACUCGCAUUUAAAAAACGGCAAAAAUGGCAACAAUUUUAAUACCUUGCAUUUUCAAAUUGUCUGAUACUGUGCACUGUUAGAAGAAUCUUUUCACUGCCCUUACAUCAUCAGGGUGUAAGCCAUGUGCUACCAUAACAACUAUUGGACAAUCAAGUCUCUAGAGGGAUAUAUUUCGGUAACUCUCAUUACGGUAACUCUCAUUAUGGUAACUCUCAUUACGGUAACUCUCAUUACGGUAACUCUCAUUACGGUAACUCUCAUUACGGUAACUCUCAUUACGGUAACUCUCAUUACGGUAACUCUCAUUACGGUAACUCUCAUUACGGUAACUCUCAUUACGGUAACCCUCAUUACGGUAACUCUCAUUACGGUAACUCCCAUUACGGUAACCCUCAUUACGGUAACUCUCAUUACGGUAACUCUCAUUACGGUAACUCUCAUUACGGUAUCUCCCAUUAGGGUAACUGUCAUUACGGUAACUCUCAUUACGGUAACUCCCAUUACAGUAACUCUCAUUAUGGUAACUCCCAUUACGGUAACUCUCAUUACGGUACGGUAACUCUCAUUAAGGUAACUCCCAUUACGGUAACUCCCCUUACGGUAACUCUCCUUACGGUAACUCUCAUUAUGGUAACUCUCAAUACGGUAUCUCCCAUUACAGUUACUCACAAUACAGUUUGUCAGCCCAUCUUUGGUACAAGUUGAAACAUAUAAGAAACUUACAAACAACUAGAUAUUUGUGUUUGUUUAGUUACAAACGCAGGGUGAUUUGGCAGGCAGCUAGGCCUAUUUCAUUGUACAUUGGAGUUCAGUUGUGAAUAUUUUUGUAAGAGCAGAAAAGGGAAAAUUCAGGCUUUCCAGUAGAACCAUUUGUUUAAUUUGAAGGGGAGAAAUGCAUCAUUUGGGGUGUGAUAAAUUUCACUAUACAUUCACUAUACAUCUUCGGAAUAGACUAUGGUUGAUGUUCACACCAGGUUUCAUCCUUUUCCCUUGACCCGUUGCGAAGAAAUUAGUAUAUUUUUAAUUUUUAUUUGAGGCUUCUGUUUCCCUUAAUAUACACCUAACUUUGACCUGGUUACCCGGAAAGGAAAAGUCAGCCUUUGCAAAUCAAAAAUGUUCAUCAAUGAACGAAGACGGUAAGUUUGUGCACUAAAAGUGUAAGUAAUUUGAUACCUGAUGACGUCAUCAUGACGUCAGAGAAUAUGCGCACCUCGGGACCAAGGUUGAUGUUUGUUCACAAGUUCAUACCAUGUACUGUUCAGUCACAGACAUUUAUUGUCCAGAAAAAAAAGGAUAGAAAGAAAGAAAGAAAAAUUUGACAAUCCAAAACGGUGAUUUGGUCGUACCCAUUACCCAAAA
This is a messenger RNA of Patiria miniata (bat star), 3838 nucleotides long. Its product is annotated as adenosine receptor A2a-like. The record is from RefSeq and is a predicted model, not a curated record. Gene Ontology annotation, molecular function: G protein-coupled receptor activity. Lineage: Eukaryota; Metazoa; Echinodermata; Asteroidea; Valvatida; Asterinidae. The coding region runs from base 1307 to 2308 and encodes 333 amino acids. Gene Ontology annotation, cellular component: membrane. Gene Ontology annotation, biological process: G protein-coupled receptor signaling pathway. The transcript is spliced from 2 exons.